CACUUACUUGAUACGCGUUCGGGCAUUUGCAUCUAUCAUUGUCCGCCAGUUGGUUUGCGGGAUGUUUGGUCGCCAUCAUCAGGUCACAGCCCCUUGGGCAGCUCUUGUUACACGCACAUUCAGGUCUAUAGUUAUGUUCCCACAGGAAGACGAGCCCUAGCAUGCGGCCUGGGCCUGACUUCUUCCAGGAGUACCAGGAGGAUGGCCAAGUACUGUUUGCAUCCAGUGAUGCCGACGACGGGGGCGGUGGCAGGCAGGCGGCGGGGGCGGCGGGACAGCAGCUCCAGGGUGCCAUACCGCAGCCGCCGAGCGGCAGCGGGGUCCUCAGCGGAGCCGCCGCCGCCGCCGCCGCCGGUGCGGCUGUGACACCUGCCGCGGUGGCGGAGGCGACCGCGGCGGCGGCGGCAGCGGCGGCGGCUGCCUUGGCAGCGGCACAGCAGCAGCAUGCCGACCAUCAGCCCGGCCCGCACCCAUCAGCUGAGGGCCAGCAGGCUGCUGCUGCCUUUAUGCCGCUGCCGCAACCGCCGCUGCAGCAGGAUAUGCUACUGGUAGCACCCAGCAGCAGGGUCGGGCUUCCUGCCGGGUACGGCGGUGGCCCACAACCGCCGCAGCAGCUUCUGUAUCCGGGGCUCUCGCUAGCGGAGUCUGCACAGGCGUUCCAGCAUAGCCAGCAGCAGCAGCAACAGCAGCAGCAACCAUACAUGAUGUUCCCCCAGCAGCUCUUGGUGGCGGCGGUGCCGCCGCCGCCGCCGCCACACGCGCAGCUGCAGCUCCCACACUUGCAGCUGCAGCCCCAGCCCCAGCAUAACCUGCCCCAUCCACAAGUACCCCAGCCACGCUUGCCGCUAGCGCCGCCACCGCCACCACAACAGCAACAGCAACAGCCGCAACCGCAACCGCAACCGCAACUACCGCUGCCCGGCCCCGCCGCCCCAGAGGACUAUGCGACCUGGGCCCUGGACGCGUGCGCCGCCAUCCAGGGCAAACGCAGGGACGCGGCGUUGAGCAUGGGUCGCCGGCUGCUGCAGGAGACCGGCGCGCUGCAGCAGGGCGGCGGGGGACAGCAUCUGGCGGACAACUUGGUCAUUCCGAAUGAGCCGCGCGAGAGCGUGGUGUUUAUAACAAAGGGCAAGCCCAAGGACAGCCGCAUCAACCCAGGCGGCAAGAAGAGCGGCGCUGCUCCCAAGCUCGUUCGGGAGGCAACGGCGACGGAGCCGGUGGCUGUCUAUGUCACCACCAGCUACACGCGGGUGUGCUGCGAAUGCUGCAAGACCUACACCUUCGCCAAGGCCAGUCGGCCGGGCGACACGUGCCAGAGCCUGGAUCACAGGUUCAGGCCGGCGAGCGUGUAUCGGCUGGGCAAACUCGCCGCGCCUGACGAGGGCAAGGAGCACCGCGGUGGCGUCUGUCUGGACGUGCCGGCCGAGCCGCUCGUGAUGGGCUGGUACGUGGGGCCGGAGGGGGACAAGGGCGGCGGGGGGGGAGGCGGAGCAGGCGGAGGCGGAGGCGGAGGCGGUGGCGGCAGCAGCGGCGGUCAGGAGGACGAGGAGGAGGGCGGCGGCGGCAGUGGUCUGGACCGGGAGGGCUCGGGCGAGGUCGGCGGCAGUGGUGGCGCAGGCGGCAGCAGCCGCAGCAGCAGGGAACGUGGUGGCGGCGGCGGCGCCAGUGGACGCCCAUCCUCCAGUCCCGGCCGCCCCACCAAGCGGCUGCGCCAGCGAGAUGCAGCAGCAGCUCCGCCACCAGCUCCGCCGCAGCACCAGCCGCCACAGUACCCGCCACCGCAGCAAUACCCGCCACCGCAGCCGCAUCCGCAGCACCAGCCGCAGCAAGGCGCGGCGCCGCCAGCAGCCGCCCCUGUAGCCAGCCCCCACGGCGCUACCGCAGCAACCGCUCGCGCCAGCACUGCCCCGCCGGCGCUAUUCGCCGCCGGCAUUGCAGCAGCAGCUGUGCCGCCGGGCGACGCAGCCGUGUCGGCGGACUGGAAGCCCGCCGGUGACGCCAUACUGCGUUUCCUGGAGGGCCUGCCGGCGCGAAUGGAGGCCGCUGCUGGGGGGCCGGCGGUGGCGGCGGGGCAGGCGGCGGGGCAGGCGAUGGGGGCAGUGGCGGCGGCGGAGAACGCAGCGCUGGAGGAGUGGAGUGUGCGGCUACGCGCCGUGGGCAGCAGGCAACUGUGCGACAUGCGGAGCUGGAACGGGCAGCGGCUGGCGCACUGGCUGGCUACACCGCCCACGCCCGGCCUGUUGCAUGACGUGGAGGGCUGGGCCGAUGAGCAGCGGAAGCAGCGGGAGAAACAGCAGCUGCAGGAGCAGCUGCUGCAGCUGCAGCUGCGGCAACGGCAGCGCCAGCAGGACUGCGUCGCUGUGGUGGAUGAUGAUGUACCAGCGGCAGCGGCAGCAGGUGGCAGAUCCGGGGGCGGCGCUACGGGGGCAGCGGCCGCGGCGGCCGCGGCAGCUGCUGCGGCGGCCGCCACGAACCCGAGUGGCGCUGCCACCGCCUGCCCGCCGGAGAUGUUGUCGGGCUAUGACCCGCAGGCGGACCGGCGGGCGGAGAGGGACCCGGACUGGCCCAUUUCCCAGCGGCUGGCGGUCGGCCUGCUACAGAGGGCCCGGGAGCGGCUGGGCCCGCUGCGGUGGCGGCGGCUGCUGGAGGUUCAGGACGGCACCACGCACGGCACGGCCCUGCACCGCGUGGCGAGGUACGGGCACCGGCAGCAGGUGGUGGCGGAGCUGCUGACACACGCGUCCAGGCAGGCGCUGAUGCUCACCUCCAAGCAUUGCUGGAUGGCCUACCACUCCGCCUUCCGCCACGGCCACGGCGCCGCCGGCGAGGCCAUCAUGCUGCGGCUGCAGCGCGUGGCCGCAGAGCUUGACGCCGCCGACGACAGGCAGGCCGCUGCUGCUCCGCUGGCGGCUCCGCCGCUCCCGCUGCCGGCCGGGGCGGAGAGGCGAGUAUCGGCGGAGGGUGCGGCUGGCGCCGCCGGCGCCGGAGCCACCAGCUGGAGGUGGCUCGGUACCGGGACGAGCGAUGCGGGCAGCGGCGGCGGCAUCGAUGACAUGCAAAGUGGAAGCGUAAGUGGCGGCAGCCCCAGCAGCAGCACUACUGGUGGCGGCAGCGGCACUGACCGCACCGCCGGCUGCUGGCAGUGGCUCCUGUACGAGCUCAGCAACCAGUACUUCACGGGCAUCGACAAGCUGGGCGCGCCCAUGCAGGGUCUGCAGCAGCCGUACGGUCUGGAGCUGAUGCUGCGGGCUGUAGCACGGCAGCUGGGGCCGGCGCCGGCGGCGCCUGCUGCAGCGCCGGCGGCGCCAGCAGCGGGCGCGUCGCCGUUUGUGACACAGGCGCCGUGGGGCGCAGCGUCUGAGCCGGCGGCAUGUGCUGAACGGCAGCAGCAGCUCCAGCAGCAGCAGCAGGAGUGGGACGCUGUGCUUGGUUGCCCAGGUGCCGCCGCAGCCGCGGCCGCACCGGUGGCUGGCGCCGCGGCUGGCAGACUGGCUCUUGCGCGGCUGCCGGAGGACAAAUGGGAGGUGAAAGCGUGGGUGGAGCGGCUGGCGAAGUUUAGGGCGGUGGCGGCCAGGCUGGACGAGCAGGAGGAGAGCGGCGCGGGCUGGGUGGUGGCGGCGGCGCCGCACGGCGCAUGAGUCAACCGGUUGCUUGGUUCUGUUGCUUGCUCGAUUCGGUGGACAUGGGCUGCGCGUGCUGUACUGACUGCGUGCCGGCAUGCACUGACAGACUUCGGGGUGUACCGCGUUACCAGGAUAGCGCAUAGCCGCGACAAGAGUGAAAAUGU
Chlamydomonas reinhardtii is the source of this 3787-nucleotide messenger RNA. RefSeq lists its product as uncharacterized. The transcript is spliced from 7 exons. The coding region runs from base 162 to 3638 and encodes 1158 amino acids. The record is from RefSeq and is a predicted model, not a curated record. Lineage: Eukaryota; Viridiplantae; Chlorophyta; Chlorophyceae; Chlamydomonadales; Chlamydomonadaceae.